AUGACAGCAGAGAAAACAGUUGCCAGAAAUCAGCCGGUUAUUCAGUCCCUCCAAGGCUUCUCAGGAAGGAAGAUGGAUCUCUCCAUGGUGAUGCUGACAUUUGUGAUCUGCUUCCUCCUUUCCCUGGUGGUGCUCAUUUAUCGUGAUGUCCGAAGAACAGAUCUCCCUCCAGGAAUCGAUGGCCCUUUCAAACUCUUCCUAAUUUCCAUUAUGUUACACUCAUCCUUGCGUAUGGGAUCUAUUUUGGAGAAGUUGGGAAUCUGUACAAAACCGACACUCCUUAAAUGGAGUUCCUCUGCAAUGCCAGCAGGGAGCGAGCCCAGACUCUACACUAUCGACACAAAAUUUGACAAUGUGACUGUGAGGAUUUAUCAGCCAAAGGGCCUAUCCACAGGACAGAGAGGAGUUAUCUACCUGUAUGGAGGAGCUGGCUUAUUCGGGAGCAUAAAAGCUUAUCGGAAGCUGUGCCGCUACCUUUCCAGAGAAAGUGAAUCAGUGCUUGUGUGUGUUGGGCAACGUUUGGCUCCUAAGCACCGCUGUCCUACACAAAUCAUGGACUGCAUCACCGCCACUGAAUACUUUUUGAAAAAUGCAAGUGAUUAUGGGGUAGACCCUAAUCGUAUUGUCAUUGCUGGUGACAGCACUGGGGCUGGAAUUGUUCCCCUUGUCUGUCAACAUCUGUUAACGAGAAAGGAUCUCCCAAAGGUCAGAGCCCAGAUCCUGCUCUACCCAAAUAUUCAAACACUGGACUACAACUUGCCAUCUUAUCAGCAAAACCGAAAUGUCCCCAUCCUGUUCACAAAAUGGACUGUUGAAUUUGACCUCAGGUUUAUGAAUGUGAAGCUAGCAUAUUUGGAUCAAGUCCUGAAGGGGGCCCAUGUUUCCGAAGAAAUGAAGAUGAAAUACAAGAAAUGGAUCCAUGCAGAUCAUAUCCCGGAUGAGUUUAAAGUCAGGGGCUACAAACCACCCCCGCCAGUCCCGUUUUCAAAGGAGCUGCACGAAAUGAUGAAGCUUUCUUUUGAUCGCAAACACUGUGCUCUUCUAGUGGAAGAUGACAUUGUGCGUCAGCUCCCCGAGACGUUUAUGUUAACCUGCGAGUAUGAUGUGCUUAGGGAUGAUGGACUGCUAUACAAAAAACGCUUGGAGGACAACGGUGUGCCCGUAACUUGGCACCAUGCAAAGGAAGGAUUCCAUGGGAUUCUAAGUUCAGUUGAUUGGUUCUUUGAAUGGCCAUGUGGAAGGGUGGCAGCAGAGCAUGUAACAAGCUUCAUAAAACAAUUCUGAUCAAAAAUCUGUUCUCUUUCCCGCAUAAAGACCUUUCAUUUUACUGCAUGCAGUGCACUUGAAGAAAGUGUUAUGAAAAUGAUUUACAGAUUGUAUUUAACACCAGCUAAAUUGGCUAAAAUGUACAAGACAAGAACUAACGAGUGCUGGAAAUGUAAGGGAAGGGAAGGUAUCUUUUACUACAAGUGGUGAAGGUAAAGGCUUUCUGGGAAAUGGUAUAUAAUGAGUUAAAGAAAAUGUUUAAAAAUACUUUUUGUUAAAAAAACCCAGAAGCCUUUUUUACUGGGUGUAGUGGGUGAAGAGAUACUAAGGGAAGAUAAAAGACUGUUUAUGUAUGCAACAACCGCAGCAAGAAUUCUUUUAGCCCAAAAAAUGGAAACAGCAAGAAGUACCAAUGAAAAGGAGUUUCAGAUGAGGAUGAUGGACUUUGCAGAACUGGCAAAGCUGACAGGAAAAAUCCAAAACCAGCACGAUCAAGUAUUCCAAAAGCAUUGGAGUAAAUUUAUACGAUAUUUGAAAGAUUAUUGUAAGCAAUUAACAUCACUAGCAGGGUUGUCCAAUGACCUGUAGUGAGAAAUUUUCUACCUUUCUAUUUUUAUUUAAAUUUUGAGACAUUCUGUAAUAAGUCUAAUUAGAAUUAGAAUUGAAAAACUUAUAAAUAGCAGUGAUAUAAAGGUUAAUUUCGAAAUCCAUGAGGUGGAAGGGAAAGAAAUCGACGGGCUCUAAAGAGCCAGGGCGGUAUAGUGGAUAAUGACGAUGUGAAUGUAUAACAUUAAAUGGAAUAAUAAUAAUAAUAAUAAUAAUAAUAAUAAUAAUAAUUAAUAAUAUACCUCUCAUCCAACUUUAGGGUGCCUCAUUUAGGGCUGUAGAAUGCGCAUAAUUCUGAAAAGGAUUCCUUAUUUGUGAUUGCUUGUGUGUUGGAACCGGUCUGCCAAUAUAGUAUGUUACGUUUGGCCUAAUCUCAGAGAGUUAUAUAUAAAAUGUUUGUCCUAAGCAGAGUUGUUGGCAUCUGUCUUGAAAGACAAAGGAGUGCACCUCCGAGGAUGAAGUCGAACCAAAGCGAUCUCUCUGGGGCGCAAGCCUGGGCGAUGCAUGUGGAGGUCCUGGACCGCCUAGACGACAAGACCUCCCUCUUGGCCUCGCUGGUGUGGUCCAAAGGAAAGCAGAGCAAUACGUUUGUCACCAGCUUGGCUGCAGGAGUUGCUGGAAAGAGGCGGAGAAGGACCCAUCUAACCUAGGGUUACCAGAUGUCCCCGGGUUCCGGGGACAGUCCUUAGAUUUGCAAAUCUGUCCCCGGACAAAUUCCGUCCCCGGA
Messenger RNA from Podarcis raffonei (Aeolian wall lizard), 2599 nucleotides. Its product is annotated as arylacetamide deacetylase-like 3. Gene Ontology annotation, molecular function: carboxylic ester hydrolase activity. The record is from RefSeq and is a predicted model, not a curated record. Bases 1 to 1284 code for a protein of 427 amino acids. The transcript has 4 exons. NCBI's taxonomy places the organism in Eukaryota, Metazoa, Chordata, Lepidosauria, Squamata, Lacertidae. Gene Ontology annotation, cellular component: membrane.